Molecule: messenger RNA, 1697 nt
Organism: Neolamprologus brichardi
Lineage: Eukaryota; Metazoa; Chordata; Actinopteri; Cichliformes; Cichlidae
Gene: wars1
Product: tryptophanyl-tRNA synthetase 1
Biological process (GO): tryptophanyl-tRNA aminoacylation
Cellular component (GO): cytoplasm
Molecular function (GO): tryptophan-tRNA ligase activity; ATP binding
Source: RefSeq, a predicted model, not a curated record
CUACAUCACACAGGCUGAUGCAAGUUGAAUGAGUGAGCUGUCAACUACGUGUGAAGAAUACUGACGAAGAUGACAGACUGUCAAGGCGAUGGCGAAGGAACCAUGAGUCCCAUGGAGCUUUUCGAGAAACUGAAUGCUCAAGGAGAAAAAGUCAGAUCCUUGAAAUCAGCUAAAGCAGAGAAAGCUGAAAUCGAUGCUGCUGUCCAGCUGCUGCUAAAGUUGAAAGUGGACUAUAAACAGACGACGGGCCAAGAUUAUAAGGCAGGAUGUCCACCUUCAGAAAACCUGAUUGUGUCAAACAACGGGCCUGCAGCAGAUGACUGUGAUGGAGAAGACUUAGUUGACCCGUGGAAUGUUUCUGCUUCCAGCACCAAAGGAGUAGAUUAUGAUAAACUCAUAGUGAGGUUUGGCAGCAGUAAAAUUGACACGGAGCUGUUGGAAAGAAUAGAAAAAGUCUCGGGACAGAGAGCCCAUCACUUCCUAAGAAGAGGAAUCUUCUUCUCACACAGAGAUAUGCAUCAGAUCUUAGAUGCGUAUGAAAAGCACAAGUCCUUCUACCUUUACACCGGCAGAGGUCCGUCCUCAGAGGCCAUGCACGUUGGUCACCUCAUCCCUUUCAUCUUUACCAAAUGGCUUCAGGAUGUGUUUGACAUCCCCCUCGUGGUCCAGAUGACCGAUGACGAGAAAUACCUGUGGAAAGAUCUCACACUUGAGGAAUGCCAUCGCUUCACUGUGGAAAAUGCCAAGGACAUCAUCGCCUGUGGCUUUGAUGUCAACAAGACCUUCAUCUUCUCAGACCUUGACUACAUGGGUGCAUCACCUCAGUUCUACAGAAAUGUGGUAAAGGUCCAGAAGCACGUGACAUUUAACCAGGUUAAAGGCAUCUUUGGCUUCACAGACAGCGACUGCAUUGGAAAGAUCAGUUUUCCAGCCAUCCAGGCAGCUCCGUCCUUCAGUAGCUCAUUCCCGCAGAUAUUCGGCGGCAAAAAAGAUGUACCGUGUCUCAUCCCCUGUGCCAUAGACCAGGACCCCUACUUCAGGAUGACCCGUGAUGUCGCUCCAAGGAUCGGCCUCCUCAAACCAGCCCUGCUGCACUCCACUUUCUUCCCUGCCCUGCAGGGGGCGCAGACUAAGAUGAGCGCCAGCGACCCCAACUCAUCUAUCUUCCUCACUGACACACCCAAGCAGAUCAAAAACAAGAUUAACAAACACGCAUUUUCGGGAGGAAAAGACACAGUGGAAGAGCACAGAAAGUAUGGUGGCAACACAGAGGUAGAUGUCUCUUUCUUGUAUCUGACCUUCUUCCUGGAGGAUGAUGAAAAGCUGGAGAAGAUAAAAGAGGACUACACAAGUGGGGCUCUAUUAACAGGAGAACUGAAGAAGAUUUUGAUUGAGACUCUGCAGCCAAUGAUUGCCCAGCAUCAAGAGAGGCGAAAACAAGUCACAGAUGAGAUGGUGCAGCAGUUCAUGACACCCAGGCCUUUAAAUCAUAAGUUCUAGCUUGCUUGGGCAUGAGCAGUCAGGGUUCACCAUGUGGUUAAGAUCAGUAUAAGAACAAAAAAAGAAUCCUGCUUUAUUUCCAUUUGAAGUCUUUUUAAUGGGAAAGAAGGACAAUUUCUCUUACAGUUUACAACCAAACUGGAGGUACAAAAAAAGAAAGAAAAAUCGUAAAUAAUAAAUAUAAAUCACUGGAGUGA